Molecule: messenger RNA, 584 nt
Organism: Zingiber officinale
Lineage: Eukaryota; Viridiplantae; Streptophyta; Magnoliopsida; Zingiberales; Zingiberaceae
Product: cyclin-J18-like
Exons: 6
Coding region: 40-552 (170 amino acids)
Source: RefSeq, a predicted model, not a curated record
ACAGGGUGGCGCUCUUCAGAAAUAGGGAAGGAGAGGGAAAUGGAGAUUGGAAGAUGGUGUCCACCGGCGUCGGCGUCGGCGUCGGCGUAUUUUUCGUCCUUCUCUAUUUCUCCAUCCCUCCGCCACCGCCUGGUCGAGUUCCUCCUCCACGCGACGUCGCAACUCCAGUGUCGUCCGAUUAUCAAGUACACCGCUUUAACUUUCUUUGUCGAUCGAUUCCUACCAUCGCUUUGUAGGAAAGCCCCAUCGUUGGAGGAGAAGGAUGGUGGGAGCUGGCUUCUUCGACCUGUCAGGGAGAGCAAUUUGCAGCUCUUUUCCUUGGCCUCGAUUUGGAUUUCCAACAAAAUUCAUGAUAGAAGCCCUCUUUCAGUGAAGAGUCUGAAGGCUUUGGGUGAUAAGCUUAUUAUUGACCAGCAUUUUACCACUAAGGAUUUCGUCGAAGCUGAGUUGGUCUUCAUGGAGGUGUCAGGAUAUGAUAUUGGAGCUUCAAAUAUUGCUUUCAAUUUUUUAGAGGAUCUGCUCAUCCAGUUCAGGUACUAUGUUGGCCAAUGAUAGUUUUCACAAUAUCUUUUAUCGGAAUUAAG